AUGAAUAUUCUUACCGAUUGUAAUGUCAUUUGGCUCGACGACAAAAAUAUAGAUUGCGAAGAUUUGGGUAUAAACAUUCAAUAUUAUGUGAAUUUUUCUCUUUAUACAUUUACUGAACUUCACGUAUGUUCGUCAUUUAUUCUUCAUUGUACAUCCGAAGUUCGUCUACUACUCAUUGUCAUAAGAGACCACUAUGUUGAUGAGCUCUUAAAAAGAACUAUUAUACGCCUAUCUUCUCAAAUCACUGCUUUUAUUUAUAUUCUUGGUGAUAAAUGGUUUUUUCGCUGGCAAGCAGAUACUCGUGUCCGGGGUAUUUUUCAUAUAGAUGAAAAACAAAGAAUCAUUGACACGCUGAGAGAUGAUUUAGAAAGAUAUUUCAAUCAACGGUGGUCGUUUGGUGUUUGUGUAUUUAGUGAUGAUACUCCACAAAGUGCACUCGAUCAAUUGAAUAAUGAAAAUGCUCAAUUCAUGUGGUUUCAACUACUUAUUCAAGUGCUUCUUCGAAUGCCUUCAACUGCAAGAAGUAAAGACGAUAUGCUACAGCAAAGUUUUCUUCUCUACAAAAAUAAUUCUUCAAUACGAAAUAAAAUUCAUGAAUUUAACCGAACAUAUCAAGCUAAAGAUGCGAUCGAUUGGUACACAAAAAAUACUUUUCUUUUUCGUCUUUUGAAUCAAGCAUGUCGCACUGAUGACAUUGAUCUUUUAUUCAGUUUUCGCUUCUUCAUUCGCGAUUUGCAUCAUCAACUUAAGGAAGUUUAUUAUGAACAGCGGUCAAAACGUAAUCCGCAACAAACAAUAAUUGUCUAUCGAGGUACAGUCAUCUCAAAAGAAGAACUCCAAAUACUUCAAUCCCCUACAAUCAAAAAGAAAAUAGUUUGGUUCAAAACAUUCAUGUCAACCAGUUUAGAUGAAAAAGCUGCUGAAAUAUUUGUAGUUAAAUUAAGAACUGAUGAUCAAGUAAGUGUGCUCGAAGAAAUACAUAUCGACGACAAGAAAGAUAUGUCAUCUGUACCAUUUGUUUUUAUAUCUAAAUCCAUGGGACCUGGUUGCGAGAAUGAAGUUCUCUUGUCAAUUGGAAGUGUAUUUGAAUUGGAAUCGAUCAAAGAAAAUGAUGAACAUGUUUGGGAAAUGAAAUUGCAUCUGGUUGACUAUGAAGAUCGUGUUAGAAGUGAAUUAAGAGCGUACCUUGAAUAUAAUAUCGAAGAGGAGACCUCGCUGAUAACAUUGUCAAACUUCCUUCUUUGGCAAGGAGAUUUUAAAAAAUCAGAAAAGUACAAUAAAAUCUUGCUUACGGAACUUUCGUCUAAUAAUUUCAUCCUACCAAUAGUCAACAACAAUCUGGGUUAUACAUAUAACAAAAUGGGCAACUUCAAAGAUGCCCUUUACUUCUUGAAUAUAUCUGUUGAUUUAUAUUUGAAGCCCAAUGCGUGUGAUCAUAUUAUUAAUUUUAAUCGCAACUUGGCCUGUGCCUACAACAAUAAAGGUCUUGUUCAUCGAAAUCUUGGCGAGUUUGAUGAUGCUGUAAAAUACAUCAAUAAAAGUCUUGCUUUACGUCUUGAUAAUGACACUUUACCUGAUGAAGAGCGAAAACGUUUGGCAAUUGAUCGUUCAUAUUGUCAUGAAAAUAUUGGUCUUCUUUACGGAGACAUGUGCCAAUACAAGUUAGCUAUGCAUCAUCUAGAAGAAACACUUGCUAUUCGAAAGAACAAUUUACCCACCAAUCAUCAAAUGAUGGCUCAAAUAUACAACAACUUGAGCAGAAUUUAUAACAUUUUAGGUAAUCCAUCGAAGUCUUUCGAAUGCAUCGAGCAGGCACUUACUCUUCAAAUUCAAUCAUUGUCAGAAAAUCAUCCACAUCGAGGUACGAUGUACAAUACGCUAGGUGAAGCAUACUAUCGCCAAGGGCAAUAUUCAAUGGCUUUAUUGAAUUACGAAAAAGCCCUCAACAUAUAUCAGCAGGCACCUACGCGAAAUUCUCUGCUUGAAACAAUAGCUCGUAGCAAUAUAGGUACAGCCAUGAAAGCCAAAGGAGAUUUUGAUGGAGCCCUACAAGCAUUUUUAGAUGCGUUCUCAAUAUUAGAAAAUGGGCAGCCACAUCAUCCUAAUGUGGCUUGUGCUCUAAAUAAUAUAGGCUUUGCUUAUAGGGGGAAAGGAGACAUUCCAACAGCCAUAGCUUAUUAUAAACGAGCACUCGAUUUCUGUAAAUUGUAUCUGACCGAGAACAACGAAGUAACGGCUAUCACCUAUCUUAGCCUAGCGUCAGAAUUGAUAGACAAUCAGUAUGAUUUGGCGAUGGAGUACUUUCAGAGAGUGAUUUCGAUAUAUGAUCACAUCGGCCUACCACAUCAUCAAAACAUUAUUAAAUGUCACACAUUUCGCGGUCAACUUUAUCGUAAACAAAAUGAUCAUCAGUCCGCAUUAGUAUGCUACCAAAAAGCGAUUUUUCACUGUGAAAACGCUGCACUCCCACAACAACAUAUCUUAUGGGUUUUUGCUUAUACAAAUUUAGCUCAUGAGUUCUAUCUGAUGACUCAGUACAAUCGAGCAUUAGAAGAAUAUGAACAUGCUUUACAACAUAUAAAUCAAGACGCAUCGGAAAUACCACGAAUUUAUAAUGCCAUGGAUACUUGUCGGAGUCAAUUAAUCGAAUUAGAUGUUCGUCAAACAUUAAUACUAAUGCUUGAUGACGUAGAGAGACUACUGUAA
Molecule: messenger RNA, 2706 nt
Organism: Rotaria socialis
Lineage: Eukaryota; Metazoa; Rotifera; Eurotatoria; Philodinida; Philodinidae
Source: the annotation of a GenBank genome assembly